AAAAGAAUACUAAAAAUUACCUAAUCCUGUGACGAUGAUUGACUUCAAAGGCGAUUCAACAAGUUUACCAUUUAUUUAAGCUAUAAUUGCUAUGGUGCAUCAAUCAACUCAAAUGGAGAUUGCAACUAACGAAAAACCUAUAACACAUACACUUAAUCCCACGACUACUGGAACAUGUGUAAUCGGUCUUAUAUAUGAAGAUGGAAUAAUAUUUGCAGCAGACACAUUGGUGUCAUAUGGAAACAUGCUUAGAUAUUUUAAUUUUUCAAGACUCAUUAAAAUCAACGCUAAAACUUGUUUGGCCUUCACUGGUGAUAUAGCGGAUUUUCAAUUUAUUCAAAAAUUAGUUGAAGAAAGAGUAAUACAAGAAAGUUGUUAUAAUGAUGGAUUUGUACUGGAUGCUUUAGAAUGGCAUACAUAUAUAACUCGUAUAUUAUAUCAUCGGAGAUCAAAAUUAUCACCACUGUGGAACAUAAUAUUAGUAGGAGGUAUAACAAAUUCUGGAGAAAAAUUUUUAGGUUAUAUUGACAUGUAUGGUGUAGGUUAUAAAGCCCCUGUUAUUGCCACUGGCUUUGGUGGUAUGUUAGUUCAACCACUAAUAAGAGAAACAUUAGCAACAAAAGAAAUGUUAUCUGAAGAAGAGGCCAAAAGCUUAAUCAAACGAUCCAUGAGAUUAUUGUAUCUACGUAAUACAAGAUCUGCAAAUAAAUAUAAUAUUGCACUGAUUACCAAGGAUGGAGUUAAUAUUGGAGAACCAGAAACAAUUGAGGCAGAUUGGAACAUAGCAAAAUAUGUCAUUGGCUAUGAAUAAAGAUUGGGAACUAUUAAUAAAUUAUACAUAAAUAUGUUAAUUAUAUUAUGUUUGUAAUUAAUACAAAAAAAUUGAAGCUAUUUUUUUGCAAAUUAAAUUGUAUAUUAAAUGUCUAGCAUUUGUCAUUAUUAUAAAAUAUUUUUUUGAUUGUU
This is a messenger RNA of Gordionus sp. m RMFG-2023, 963 nucleotides long. Its product is annotated as proteasome subunit beta type-4-like. Lineage: Eukaryota; Metazoa; Nematomorpha; Gordioida; Chordodea; Parachordodidae. The record is from RefSeq and is a predicted model, not a curated record. Gene Ontology annotation, cellular component: proteasome core complex. Bases 92 to 811 code for a protein of 239 amino acids. The transcript is spliced from 8 exons.